Molecule: messenger RNA, 1704 nt
Organism: Nicotiana attenuata
Lineage: Eukaryota; Viridiplantae; Streptophyta; Magnoliopsida; Solanales; Solanaceae
Exons: 4
Coding region: 1-1704 (567 amino acids)
Source: RefSeq, a predicted model, not a curated record
AUGGCCUCUUACCAACAAAAACUGAACCAAGCCAAACAGAAAUUAGAAUUAGCACAAUAUUACCUUUCCCUACAACCACUAUGCCAAGACUAUAUAGAACAGGAGAGAGAAGCUUUAUUGGAAGUGGAAAAGUGGAGUAAUGUAGAGGAACAGGUUCUAACGCAGAAGUCAAGAGCUACUUGGAUACAAUAUGGAGAUGCAAAUACGAAGUACUUCCAUGCCCAAUGGAAGAUGCGCACAACUGCUAACACAAUUAUUUCUGUCCAUAAUGAUGCAGGUAUCAGAAUCACAGAACCAAAACAAGUGGAAGAUCAUUUUCUUUCUUUCUUGAAGAAGCUGAUGGGAGAGUCAUCACAUGUUCUUCCUUGUCCAAAUGCUGAGGUGAUUAAGAAAGGGGCCUGUCUCUCAAGACAACAAGAAUUGGAGCUUAUCAAAACUGUUACAGUGGAGGAAAUAAUUGAUGUUAUCAAGAGCAUGCCAACUGACAAAGCACCAGGUGUUGAUGGAUUCCCAAUUGAAUUUUUCAAUCAACAAUGGGAGGAGGUAAAAGAUGAUGUGAUUACUGAUGUGCUGGACUUCUUCCAACCAGGGAAGUUACAUAAGGCUAUCAACUGUACUGUUAUCACUCUAAUCCCAAAAGUCACUAACCCCACCCAGGGAUACAACAGGAAAGGGAUCUCUGCAAGAUGUGUACUCAAGGUUGAUCUUAGGAAGGCAUAUUAUACUUUGGAUUGGUAUUUUCUUAAAAGGAUGCCGAUUGAACUGGAUUUUUUCAUUGAGUGGAUAAUGGAGUGUAUAACAACUGUCACCUACUCCUUAACACUAAAUGGAGGGCUCACUAAACCAUUUAGAGGUCAAAGGGGAACAAGGCAGGGUGACCCUAUGUCACCUUAUCUAUUUGUAGCAGACUUGCCUUCUAUUAGACUGCUCCAGCAAGCUUUUAUGAAGUUCUCAAAAGCCUCAGGUCUUCAAGCUAAUCCAGACAAGAAAUCAUACUGGGCACAAGUGUUUUUAUUGCCAAAGAAGAUAUUGAAAAUGAUUGAAGCCAUAUGUAGAACUUUCUUAUGGACAGGACAGGCAGAAAUCUCUAGGAGAGCACUGGUAGCUUGGGAUAAGAUAUGCUUGCCACAAACAAUGAGAGGUCUGAAUGUUAUCAAUCUAUAUAACUGGAACAAGGCAGCAGUGGAAAAAUAUUUAUGGGCAAUCACCAAGAAAAAAGAUUGCCUAUGGAUUAGAUGGAUCCAUUCUUACUACAUCAAGAACCAGAUCAUUGAUACCAUGUCCAUACCCAAGAAUGCAGCCUGGGUAGUGAGGAAAAUUAUUGAACUUAGGAAGCUUAUACUGGAACUACCUACCAUGCAAGGAGACUUACAUUCAAGACUGAUAACACUACAAAGCACAGAUAGGAGAUUCAGUAUAAAGAAGUUAUAUAAGUUGCAGACUCCUCAGGUCCAAAAGGUGUACUGGAAGUGUGUGAUUUUGCAACCUCAUAUAUAUCCUCGACACAAGUUCAAUUUAUGGUUGGCCAUUCAGGGGAGGUUACCAACUGUUGAGAGGCUACAGAAGAUGGGCAUUCAAGUUCCUUCAACUUGUGUUUUCUGUGUACUGGCUGAUGAACAUUUUGAGCAUCUUUUCUUUGACUGUACAUACACGAAGACUAUAUGGCAAAGACUAUUGAAUUGGUUGGGUGUCCAAGGCAGAUAA